GGUCAGCUGCGUCGCAUUUACUCGCCGCUUCCUGGUUCUCUUGACGGCUCGUUUUCCGUGUCAUCUUCUCCUAAAUGCUGCGUUAAUCUAGCGUUUCCCUCCUUAAAUUUAAACGGGAAUAUCCUUUCCAAAGACUUUUAUUCGGACUGCCGCCGCCAUGAACCCGGAGAAGGACUUUUCGCCGCUGACGCCCAACAUCGUCCGGGCUCUGAAUGACAAACUGUACGAGAAGAGGAAAGUGGCGGCCCUGGAAAUCGAAAAGCUGGUGCGCGAGUUUGUGGCUCAGAACAACUCCACUCAAAUCCGUCACGUUAUCCAGAUUCUGGCCUCUGAGUUCGCGCUGUCUCAACACCCGCACAGCCGCAAGGGAGGGCUUAUCGGACUGGCCGCGUGCUCCAUCGCUCUGGGGAAAGACUCCGGUCUGUAUCUGAAAGAGCUCAUCGAGCCGGUUCUCACUUGUUUUAAUGACUCUGACAGCCGCCUUCGUUACUAUGCCUGCGAGGCUCUUUACAAUAUAGUCAAAGUGGCCAGGGGAGCCGUGCUUCCUCAUUUUAACCUCCUUUUUGAUGGGCUAAGCAAGCUCGCAGCAGAUCCGGACCCUAACGUCAAGAGCGGUUCUGAACUUUUGGACCGACUCCUGAAGGACAUUGUGACAGAAAGCAACAAGUUCGACCUGGUUGCGUUUGUCCCUCUUCUCCGGGAGCGCAUUUACUCCAAUAACCAGUACGCCCGGCAGUUCAUCAUCUCCUGGAUCCACGUGCUGGAGUCCGUCCCUGACAUCAACCUUCUGGACUACCUGCCUGAAAUCCUGGAUGGCCUCUUCCAGAUCCUGGGGGACAACAGCAAGGAGAUCCGCCGGAUGUGCGAGGUGGUUCUGGGCGAGUUCCUAAAGGAGAUCAAGAAGACCCCGUCCAGCGUGAAAUUUGCCGAGAUGGCCAAUAUCCUGGUCAUCCACUGUCAAGUGGCAGAUGAGACCAAGGUGACCAACGACCUGAUCCAGCUCACUGCCAUGACGUGGAUGAGGGAGUUUAUCCAGCUAGCGGGCCGCGCGGUUUUGCCGUACUCGUCGGGGAUCCUCACCGCCGUGCUGCCCUGCCUCUCCUACGACGACCGCAAGAAGAACACCAAGGAGUCGGCCAGCGCCUGCAACUACAGCUUGAUGAAGCUCGUCACUCCCGAGGAUGACGAGGAGGACGAAGAGGAGAGGAGCGUCGAGUCGCCGUCGAGAGAAGACAAGGGCGACUCCGGCGACGUCUUGAACUCCUCGCAGGAAGCGGUGGGCUUCAGCAACAUCAGCUUCUUCGCCCCGGCCGGCGCCGACAGAGCUCCGGUGACUCUGGACCUGGACGGCAUCGUGCAGGUGCUGGACCGCCACCUCCACGACACCUCCACGGGCAUGAUGACGCGCAUCGCCGUUCUCAAGUGGCUCUACCACCUCUACAUCAAGACGCCGCGCAAGAUGUUCCGCCACACCGACGGCCUCUUCCCCAUGCUGCUCAAGACCCUCUCGGACGAGUCGGAUGAAGUGAUCCUCAAAGAUCUGGAGGUGCUGGCCGAGAUCGCGUCCUCGCCCGCCGGGCAGACGGAUCUGUCGUCGUCCUGCGACGGCGUCGACGGCCGGUUGGCGCUGAAGGUACCGGAGAAGACUAGCAAGACCGGCGGCGGAGAAUCCUCCCCGUCCACCCCGAGCAUGAACUCCUACUUCUACAAAUUCAUGAUCAACCUCCUGAAACGCUUCAGCGUGGAGCGGAAACUCCUGGAGAGCCGAGGAGCCUUCAUCAUCCGGCAGCUCUGUUUGCUCCUCCACGCCGAGAACAUCUUCCACUCCAUGGCCGACAUCCUUCUCAAGGAAGAGGACCUGAAGUUCGCCUCCACCAUGGUGCAGACGCUCAACACCAUCCUGCUCACGUCGGCCGAGCUCUUCCAGCUGCGCAACCAGCUAAAAGAUCUGCGCACGGCCGAGAGUUGCGCGCUCUUCUGCUGCCUCUACCGCUCGUGGUGCCACAACCCCGUGGCCACAGUCUCGCUCUGCUUCCUCACGCAGAACUACAAGCAUGCCUACGACCUCAUCCAGAAGUUCGGCGGACUGGAGGUUACGGUGGACUUCCUGAUGGAGGUGGACAAGCUGGUACAACUCGUGGAGAGCCCCAUCUUCACCUACCUGCGCCUUCAACUGCUGGACGUGGAGAGCAACCCUUACCUGAUCAAGGCGCUGUACGGUUUGCUCAUGCUUCUGCCGCAAAGUCAGGCCUUCCAGCUCCUCUCCAACCGCCUGCGCUGCGUGCCCAACCCGGAACUCAUGCGGACGGUGGACGGGCCCAAGCGCAAUGGCGCCAAGGAGCCCCAGGCGGCCUGCAAGCGCGCCCCGCAUGCUCACGUGGACUACGACGAGCUGCUGCGCCACUUCGACUGCGUGCAAGGAAAACACCUGGAGGUGCGGCAUCAGCGCUCUGGGCGCGUGGCCGAGCUGCCCGACAGGAAGCUCGUGUAAAAAAAGUUGGAAACUGACCUUAACGGGAACAAUUUUGUACAUACACUGGCACGACGAGAAUGUUCUUCAACAGUUGACAAUAACAAACAUCCAGUACAGUCGAACUUGGAGGGUUGGCAGCCAAUAAGAUGAUCUGAAGGUUGGAUACACUGCCCUCUGGUCUGCCUCAUUUCACAUGGUUGAAUCCAACUGCUCCCUGUUAAGACCAACGUAAGCUAAGUUUUUGUUUGGGCUAAUGUUUUUUUUAAUGCAUUUGUAAUUUAGUUCAUAGGUAUAAUUAGUCUUGUUUUUGUGGGAAUAUGAGUCUGAACCAUUUGUUAAGAGCAUUGUAAACAUCGUUAGCAUUUCAUAGCAUUUAAGCUAGCAGACUUUUGCUAUGUAAGUUAGCCAACUGUUCUUUUGUUGUACAUAGAUCCUCAUUUAUUUUUUAUACCGUUUGAGGUUCAUCCCAGGUAUUUUAAUAUUUUAUGUGCCUUAUCCGAUUGCUCAAUUACUUAAACUAACUAGUUCAUCAAUUAAUCGACUACUAAAGUAAUCGAUAGCUGCAGCCCAAAUAUAAAGCUUGUUGCAAUGAAUUUUCUCAAUAUGAAAAAUUAAAAAUAUACUUUUUUGUUGUUACAGCUAUUUAAAGUGUUCUAAAGUAAUGCUAGGCUCAGGGUAUAUACAGUAUUGCAUGUUAGGACGUAUUUUUAAAUUUUCAUCAUGUUACAAUUUUAACAUCAAAUUAUACAUGAGUAUUUUGGACGAAUUUCCCUCAAAAUUAUGACUUAAAUCUCAUAAUACUGUUUUUUUCUUUUCAGUGUGGCCUUAAUUCACUUGUAUUUUCCUAUUAGUGUUUUUUUUUUUUCACUAUGUGUCAUAUGGAAAAUACAUUUGCUUGCGUUUAAUGAGUUGUAUCCAUAAUUCCAUACAGUUCUCCUUGUGAUUAUCAUAGUUUUUUGCAGUGGUGUAUUUAUUGAAUGAUUUCCAGUUAAUUGGUUGCCUUAAUUUAAUGUAACAAAGUAUCACAUCAAUGCUGUUUGUGAGUCAAUGAAGUACAAAUGUCAACCAGCUGAAACAGUUGAAUUACAACAAUCAUGUGUUUUCCUGUCAGGUGGUACAGUAUAUGUUUUUAUUCUUGCUCUUAAUGAAUUGUUCCAUUUAUUUCACGUGAAACAGACACAUUUCAUGCCGGGUGGUCCACUAUGGUUAUUUAAUCAGCACGAUGAUGAGUUAUUGUCAUGUGAGCCACUUACAAAGGGUCACAUGUUUGACCCGGCUUGACUUUUCCAGUUCAGAAGCGUCAUACAUUCCUCAUGUUGUCGUUAUGCGCACCGUUAGCUUUUAUUUAAUUGGAAUAUAUUUCUUAUAGCUUUGCACUGUAUUUGUUGUCAUUUUUUGUGUAAAAUCUCGAAUAAAGCUGGAUUCUGUGUGACGAUGUACAUGUUGAUUUUU
Messenger RNA from Corythoichthys intestinalis (scribbled pipefish), 3925 nucleotides. RefSeq names its product vac14 homolog (S. cerevisiae) (gene vac14). Lineage: Eukaryota; Metazoa; Chordata; Actinopteri; Syngnathiformes; Syngnathidae. Gene Ontology annotation, cellular component: PAS complex; endosome membrane. The transcript is spliced from 2 exons. Bases 158 to 2491 code for a protein of 777 amino acids. Gene Ontology annotation, biological process: phosphatidylinositol biosynthetic process. The record is from RefSeq and is a predicted model, not a curated record.